Penicillium manginii is the source of this 1575-nucleotide messenger RNA. RefSeq names its product MFS transporter. Lineage: Eukaryota; Fungi; Ascomycota; Eurotiomycetes; Eurotiales; Aspergillaceae. The transcript is spliced from 2 exons. The record is from RefSeq and is a predicted model, not a curated record. Gene Ontology annotation, molecular function: transmembrane transporter activity. Gene Ontology annotation, biological process: transmembrane transport. Bases 1 to 1575 code for a protein of 524 amino acids.
AUGGAAAAAUCGAACCCACCGGUAACCCUUACAACAGACUUAGAGGCUGCUCCAAAUACAAACGUCCAAGAGAAUGGCACUGCGGGGAAUCAAAGUGGGGAUCCUGCAGAUGUUGACUACUCUAUCUUCACAAUCAGCCAGCGACGAUUUAUCGUCUUUAUGGCCUCAUGGGCAGGAUUCUUCUCGCCGGUCUCAUCGCAAAUCUACUUCCCAGCGUUGAUUACUUUGGGUCAGGAUCUUCAUGUCUCGAACUCUCUGAUGAAUUUGACUCUCACGAGUUAUAUGAUCUUUCAAGGCCUCUCGCCCAUGUUUAUCGGUGAUUUUGCAGAUAAAGCUGGAAGAAGACCGGCUUACAUUGUCUGUUUCGCGAUAUACAUUGCCGCCAAUAUCGGACUCGCCUUGCAAAAUAAAUAUGCAGCACUUUUCGUUCUUCGAUGCCUCCAGAGCGCAGGAAGCAGUACUACGAUUGCUCUUUCAUCGGGAGUAGUGUCUGAUGUGGCCACUGCAUCUGAGAGGGGAUCUUAUAUGGGAUUUGUCACUGCCGGUUCUCUCUUGGGUCCUUCGAUAGGCCCGGUCAUUGGCGGUCUGUUGUCCCAGUAUCUCGGAUGGAGAGCGAUAUUUUGGUUCCUUGUUAUCUUCUCUGGGGCAUUUAUGAUUCCAUUUCUCGUCUUCUUCCCUGAGACAGCUCGAGGUGUUGUUGGUGAUGGGUCGUUGCCUCCUCAAAAAUGGAACAUUCCUCUCAUCAACUACUUGAGAUCGCGAAAACUCCACGAGGCGGGUGAAUCCCUGCCAAACCCACCGAAGCAGAAGCUCAAGUUUCCUAACCCAUUCGAGACACUCGCCAUUGUCUUCCAGAAGGACACCAGUAUCAUUCUCUUCUGCAAUGCCGUCCUUUUUGCCGGCUUUUAUGACGUCAGCGCAACGAUUCCAUCGAUCUUCAACAGCUUAUACGGUCUAGAUGACCUCCAGGUUGGAUUGUGCUACAUUCCUUUCGGUGUUGGCGCAAGUAUAGCGUCAAUCCUAAAUGGGCAAUUCAUAGACCGCAAUUAUCGCCGCAUUGCUGUGAGCAUGAAUUUUCCCUUGGUCAAGAAUCGACAUACAGAUCUGAGAAACUUUCCCAUCGAGAAAGCCCGUCUACAGAUAGCCCUUCCGAUGCUGUUUAUCGGCAGUCUUUGCGUCCUGGCAUUUGGCUGGUGCCUCAACUAUGGCGUCCAUCUUGCCGCACCGACGACCAUCUUGUUCUUCAUGGGCCUCACUCUGACAGGCGCCUUUAACACUGUCAGUACACUUCUAGUGGAUCUGUACCCAACACAGGCGGCGAAGGCCACCGCGGCCAACAACUUUGUGCGGUGCUUGCUCGGUGCUGGCGCGACGGCCCUCAUUGAUCCCAUGCUUUCAGCUAUGGGUCGCGGCUGGUGUUUCACCUUCAUUGCCUUUGUGAUGAUGGCUACCUCCCCGCUACUUUUGUGGGAGAUCAAUCGGGGUCCUGCAUGGCGCGAAGCCCGUCGACAGAAACAAGAGGCCCAGAAGCUCGAAGGAGAAGUGCGUGCUGAGAGCGAGAUUGAGAAGAAUUGA